Molecule: messenger RNA, 2211 nt
Organism: Coccomyxa subellipsoidea C-169
Lineage: Eukaryota; Viridiplantae; Chlorophyta; Trebouxiophyceae; Coccomyxaceae
Exons: 9
Coding region: 1-948 (315 amino acids)
Biological process (GO): DNA endoreduplication
Molecular function (GO): DNA binding
Source: RefSeq, a predicted model, not a curated record
AUGCAUAAAGAGAAGCUUAACAUUUUCACCACCCAGGGCACCCUGGCACAGCUGGACUCCAAGAACCCUGUCCUGUACAUCGACUUUCCAGAAGGCCGCAUGAAGUUCUUUGGCACUCUGAUGUUUCCAAGCAACAAGUACAUGGUUCUGAAGUUCACAAACAAGGACGUCAUCUGUGAGGACAUUCUGGAGAGCAUGGUCGUCUUUUCUGAGGCUUGGUGGAUUGGAAAGAAAGAGGACAACCCAGAGGAGUUCCGCCUGCCCUUGCCACACAGUGGCAAGGGAGUGGGCAAGCGGGCUCUGGCAGACUCCGAUGAGAGUGAUGACAGCGAUGGUGCAUCCAGCCAGGGGGAUGAGGACAUCCCUCUCACGGGCCGCCGCAUGUCUCAGCGCAGCACAAAGCGGCCGAAAUACAACGUGGAUGCAGACAGCGGGGAGGAAGAUGAGAACGGCAACGAGAGUGAUGGCGAUGAUGAGGGGGGAUUCCAGAGGCUGAAGAGGCGCCCUCAAGCCAGAUUGCCUUCAAAACCUCCAGAGCAGAAUGCAGCGCAGCCUGAUGCAGGGCCUUCACAGCCUGGACCGUCCAGGGGUCAGCAACCUGCAGCAGAUGUGGAUGCUUUGAAGGAUCCAGCCAGGAAGCUGCCUGCUGCAAAGGCAAAGCCAGCGGGGACCUUGAAGCAGGCAACAUUGCCGUUCUGCAGAACUGCACAGGUCAAAUCCCCUCAGAAAGCAAAGGACAACAGGCCACCCAGGCAGAAGGAAGCAGAGGAGGAUGACAGCGACGUCGUCGACUUGUCAUCGCCAAUGCCUUCACAGCGGAGCAGGCCAACCCGGACCACAUCUGCCAGGAAAACAAGUCUGAAGGAGGCAUCCUCGGCGUCCGAUGAGGCUGACAACGAGGAAGAAGAGGAAAUCGAGGAUGAUGACGAUGAUGAGUUCACCAUCUGAUGCUAUAUGGCCGUAUCGGCCAUCAUCACAUAUCAUGGCGACGUUGUACUUCUGCUAUCUCAGAUCUCAUCAUUCUAGAUUCCCUGGUUGGCCUGCUGAAUUUCUCAGGCUGGAUCCAGCUAAGGUAUCCAGCUAAUUUUCAAGCAGUACCUGCAAUCUCAAACUGCCAGAGAUCAGUCGGACAGAUCUAUCUGGCUUUUAACGAGACACAGGCUUCUGCAGGCUUUUUAAGGGUUGCAACAAUUUUGGAAAGAAAGCUGAGUUAGCUCGCGAGGGCUCAGCAAUAAGAGUGCCCAUUACCCUGAUUAUUAUGCACUGCACAAAAAUCAAAUAAAUAUACAUGCAACUGACUUAUUGGCUGCAUGCAAAAUAUGCCUGCAUUGCCGCAAUGCGGCAACUCACUUACGCCAUCAGAGUGUUGGCAGCGCACGCCGUGCACGUGUGGCACCGCUAGCUAGCUAUAGCUACAGCAGCCGGCUUGGGGCGCCCCUUGAGCUCCAGAGAUGCGCAUCAGUACUGAUUGAUCUGGCACCCAUGAGUGGGGCGCACAGACCAGCUGGACAGGCCUAGGACAGCCAACACCGUAUGUGGGUCUGUACAGGUGUCAAGGUUUCAUCUGCAUCUCCAGGAGUCUUUAAGAAGCUCUUGGCCAUAUAUGGCAUGCGUACACCGUGCCAGGCACGGUAUCAAUGAUCUAAUUAUUAUUAUUAUUACUACUACUACUACAGGGCCAUAGGGCAUACAGGCAGGGCGUCUGCAGCCACCGUGACGUGACGUCUGCGGGACCUACAAAUGUCUGCAGCCUGGUGUUGUAUCACAUGUGUUGUACAACUCAUCAAAUCUCAAGUACCAAACCCUCAUGCACUCCCUGUACCGGAUAUAUACUAUACAGUAUAUGUACAUGCAUGCAUGCUCUGGUCACGUGCUUGACACCUGCUGGAAAUUAUGCCCUGCCAUCUGCUCUCGCAACUCAUCUUCGCCUGCAGCUGCAGCCUGCUCUCCAUUCCCAUUUGGGGGAUGCUGAUGAUCUCACUUCUCACAUCUUCAUGCAGAUAUUGGGUUUGUCACUGUCUGCUCGGCCUCUGUCCUGCACUGACUCCUAUGUGAGUUUCCUCUGAUUGACCGAACCAGUUUGUUGCAUUGCUGUACAGUGUACAGGUCAUAUAGGUUGUAGCGUGAUGCGGUUGUAGUGUGAUGGUGCUGUGCGAUUGUGUCCUGUGAUUAUAAAAGGGUUGCACCAUUUUCUCCCUCUAGGAGGUCCUC